Molecule: messenger RNA, 3478 nt
Organism: Oldenlandia corymbosa var. corymbosa
Lineage: Eukaryota; Viridiplantae; Streptophyta; Magnoliopsida; Gentianales; Rubiaceae
Source: the annotation of a GenBank genome assembly
UUUUUCUCUAACCAAAAAAAAAGAAAAGAAAAAGAAAUACAAAAUGAGACGAACAGCUAAAAUUACGUAAGAACCCCUCGAGGGGUUUAGCUUUUAGCAGCCAAGGCUUACCUCUUUCUCCGUGUUGUUUCUGCCGAGUAGGGUUGCAGUAGAUAAACGCCACCGCACAACUCCAACCUCAGUAUCACUCACAUUGCCGUUACUCUCACCGGCCGGUGACCUCAUACGGCGUCGUCACCGGUUAAAAUAUUCAUUCCUCUUCAAGUAAUCAUCUCCUCAAUAAGAGACUUCUCCAUUAGUUCGACAGUAUGGGCGGUUCGCUGCCUCCGAAGGAGGCAAACCUUUUCAAACAGAUUGUUAAAUCAUACGAAUCAAAGCAGUAUAAAAAGGGAGUGAAAGCUGCAGACACGAUAUUGAAGAAGUUUCCUAAUCAUGGAGAAACCCUUGCGAUGAAAGGACUGUCACUGAACUGCAUGGACCGCAAAACAGAAGCCUAUGACCUUGUUCGGCUAGGUUUGAAGAAUGACCUUAAGAGUCAUGUUUGUUGGCAUGUUUAUGGUCUUCUGUACCGGUCUGACCGAGAAUAUAGAGAAGCAAUUAAGUGCUACCGCAAUGCCCUCAGGAUUGACCCUGACAACCUUGAAAUACUAAGGGACCUGUCUCUUUUACAGGCGCAAAUGCGUGACUUGGAUGGUUUCGUUGAGACAAGACAACAACUGCUCACCUUGAAGCCAAAUCAUCGCAUGAACUGGAUAGGCUUUGCUGUUGCCCAACAUUUAAACUCGAAUGGAUCAAAAGCCGUAGAUAUCCUCCAAGCGUAUGAAGGUACACUGGAUGAAGAUCAUCCACCGGAUAAUGAACGAUGUGAGCAUGGUGAAAUGCUUUUGUACAAGAUUUCAUUGCUCGAGGAAUGUGGGCUUUUUGAGAGAGCUCUUGAGGAGUUGCGGAAGAAAGAAUCUAAGAUAGUUGAUAAAGUGGGCUAUAAGGAACGAGAAGUUUCACUUCUUGAGAAGCUUGGUAGGUUGGAAGAAGGUGAAAAACUGUACCAAGUGCUAUUGUCUAUGAAUCCUGACAAUUACAGAUAUUAUGAAGGGCUACAAAGAUGCAUGGGAAUUUUUUCAGAGGAUGGCCUUUACUCCUCAGAUGACAUCAAUAAAUUGGAAGCCCUGUAUGCAUCACUUGCUCAGCAAUAUAAUAAGUCAUCUGCUGUUAAGCGGAUCCCAUUGGAUUUUCUUAGUAGUGAAAAGUUCCAAAAUGCCGUGGAGAACUACAUUCGUCCUCUCCUGACAAAGGGGGUUCCUUCGUUGUUUUCCGAUCUUUCACCUCUCUAUGAUCAUCCUGGGAAGGCAGAUAUUCUGGAAAAACUGAUGCUUGGAUUGGAGCAUUCGCUUAAGACAUCAUGUCAGUUCCCUGGCAGCUCAGUGGUAGAGCCACCAACAACUUUGCUGUGGACCUUGUUUUAUUUGUCUCAGCAUUUUGACCGACGUGGCCAACAUGAAAUUGCUUUGGAAAAAAUUGACGAGGCUUUAGAACAUACUCCAACUGCAAUUGAUGCAUAUUCUGUGAAGAGCAGAAUACUCAAGCAUGCUGGUGACAUGGAAGCUGCAGCAGCAAUCGCAGAUGAAGCUAGGCGUUUGGAUCUGGCGGAUCGUUAUAUUAACAGUGAAUGUGUUAAGCGCAUGCUACAGGCUGAUCAGGUUUCUAUGGCUGAAAAGAUUGCUUUAUUAUUCACAAAAGAUGGAGAGCAACACAAUAACCUGUAUGAUAUGCAGUGCAUGUGGUAUGAACUUGCAUCUGGGGAAAGUUACUUUCGGCAGAAUGACCUGGGACGGGCAUUGAAGAAAUUCUUAGCUGUUGAAAAACAUUAUGCAGAUAUUGUGGAGGAUCAGUUUGAUUUCCAUGCCUAUUGUUUACGAAAAAUGACCCUCCGCACCUAUGUUGAAAUGUUAAAAUUUCAGGAUAGGCUGCAUUCUCAUGCUUAUUUUCGCAAAGCAGCAUCUGGAGCCAUUAGAUGCUAUCUUAAGUUGUAUGAUUCUCCUUCUAAGUCAUCUACUGAAGACGACGAUGAGAUGUCAAAGUUACCGCCUUCUCAAAGAAAGAAACUGCGGCAAAAGCAGAAGAAGGCAGAGGCUCGAGCUAAGAAAGAGGCAGAAGUAAAAACUGAGGAAGCAAAUAGCACUGCUGUCUCUAAAUCUGUAAAGCGCCACUCAAAACCUGUAGAUUUAGAUCCACAUGGCGAGAAAUUAUUACAGGUUGAAGAUCCGUUACUCGAGGCAACCAAGUAUUUAAAGCGUCUUCAGCAGUAUUCUCCUAAUUUUUUGGAGACUCACCUUCUUUCUUUUGAAGUAAAUAUGAGGAAACAGAAAACUCUAUUAGCAUUGCAGGCACUAAAGAAUCUUAUUCGAUUGGAUUCUGGCCAUCCAGAUACCCAUUGUUGUCUGGUAAAGUUCUUUAAGACGGUUGGAUCUUUGCCUGCUCCGGUGAAAGAUGCUGAAAAGGUGGUCUGGAGUGUCCUGGAAGCCGAACGACCUUCUUUUAGUCAGUUGCACGAGAAAACUCUUGUGGAAGCAAACACUGCUUUUCUUGAGAAAAAUAAAGAUUCGUUGAUGCAUAGAGCCGCCGCUGCAGAAAUGCUGUUUGUUCUGGAACCAAGUAAAAAGGCUGAAGCUGUCAAAUUGAUUGAUGAUUCAACUAAUGAUAUUGUUGCAAAAAAUGGAGCCCUAGGACCCGUAAGGAAAUGGAAGCUUAAAGAAUGCAUAGCUGUUCACAAGCUCCUAGGUGAAGUUUUCAAUGACAAUGAUGCAGCUUCAAGAUGGAAAUCACGGUGCGCUGAGUACUUCCCUGUUUCAACGUAUUUCGAAGGCCAGAAGAGUCCUACGAUACGGAAGUCUAGCUCUCCGCAGAUUGAGAACUCUGACAAUGCAGGUUCAAACAGUAUACAUACUGAUCAAUCACCAAACGGAACACUUUGAACACUUCAUGCUGGAGAAGAUGAAAGGCCGUCUGCACUACCAAUAUCAUACAUGAAUCAUCCCACAUUUCAGGAUUUAUUAUGCUGAGCAGAGUUUGGGUAUGAUCUCCUUUGGCGGCCUAAAGGAAGCAUUUGUUGAUAUGAUCGUGUCUCGACUUCAUUUCCAGCAUUAGAUAAUUAAAGGGGCAGCGCAGUAGUUAAUUUGAAAGCAGAAAGAACUAGUUUCUUCUGCAUUUUUGAUUUUCUUUGUUACUUUUUUGGGGUGAAAUUCUGCAGUUUUGAAAUAGGGAAAAAAAAUUUAGGUUGUACUGUAAAGACCAUCUUCCCUCUUAACAUAUAAUUUCAGAGGCAGAGGAAAUAUACUGUUGUCUUGAAACCUAAACUGAUUUUUUCGUUUUUAUAAAAGAUGAACACUAGGAUACUGUUGAAAUAAACUUUUUUUUAUUGAGUCUUAUCAUGGAUUCAACGACAUUAUUCUCUUGAAUCGAUAAUUUGCUUGUAAACCAG